Aspergillus pseudonomiae is the source of this 1263-nucleotide messenger RNA. RefSeq names its product MFS transporter. Gene Ontology annotation, molecular function: transmembrane transporter activity. The record is from RefSeq and is a predicted model, not a curated record. The transcript has 3 exons. NCBI's taxonomy places the organism in Eukaryota, Fungi, Ascomycota, Eurotiomycetes, Eurotiales, Aspergillaceae. Bases 1 to 1263 code for a protein of 420 amino acids. Gene Ontology annotation, biological process: transmembrane transport.
AUGAUCUCUCAUACUGGAUGGCGAUCCUCGCGUGCCUUUGUUACGUUGGUUGUUUCCGUUGCUAUCUUCACCGACAUUUUCCUCUACGGACUGAUUGUACCCGUGCUUCCCUUUGCCCUAAAGGUGCGAAUGAGCUUGCCAGAGAAUGAUAUCCAACUCUGGGCCUCGGCAUUUCUGGCUGUCUAUGGAGCCUCUAUUUUUCUGGGGUCUUUACUCUUCGGCUGGAUAGGCGACCACUCAAAGGCAAGACAAGGCCCAUUCCUACUCGGCCUAGUCAUCGUAGGCGGCGCCACUUUCAUCACUGCCCUCACGACCUCCCUCCCGUUAUUUCUUCUAGCCCGGGUGCUACAGGGCCUCUCCACCUCCAGCAUCUUCACGAUCGGCUACAGCCUCCUCCUCGACACCGUCGGAACCAACCACAUCGGGAGCGCCUUGGGCUUCACCAACCUGGGCCUGAGUCUCGGGCUCUUCGCCGGGCCCAUCAUCGGCGGCUUCAUCUACGAUAUAGCCGGCUACGUGGCCGUAUUUGCCCCGGCAUUCGCACUCAUAAUCAUUGAGACAACCCUCUGCUUGCUCCUCAAGCCCCUACCACCCGGAUACAAACACAACCCAUCAUCCGAACAUAAUCCAUCGCCCGAAGAAUCACCCCUACUACACGAUGGACAAUCGCAAUCCUCACCCCCAACCAUUCUCCUACUCCUCCGCUCCCCCCGCUUCCUCGUCGCCAUGAUAGGCAUGUGCAUGCUCAACACCUUCAUGACAGCCCUCGAGGCCGUCCUCCCCCCAAUCGCCCUCGUCUUCCUGUCGAGCUCCCUCCCCCUAAUGGUUCUCUCGCCCCUUGCCGGCUACUGCGUGGACCGCGUCGGUCCCUUCUGGCCGGCUGUUUCGGGCUUUGCGCUCGCGACCCCGAGCAUGAUGCUUCUGGGCGUGGUUCAGCAGAAUACGGCCCUGCAUUCGGUGCUUCUACGUGUUUUUCUGUUCCUGUUUGGCUGCGGGGUGGCGAUGGCCAUGCCUGCCCUCAUGACAGAAAUUAGCAGGGCGACUGAGAGACUGCAUCCGGGAGGUUGCGGUGCGUCUUCGCAGGCGUAUGGCCUGAGUAAUGCUGCUUUUGCGGCUGGGACGCUGGCGGGGCCGCUUUAUGCGGCGUAUAUGAGGGAAUGGGCUGGGUGGGUGGUUUUGACUGGUUCGAUGGGGGUGUUUGGUCUUGUUACAGUGGGUUUGGUGGUUGUUUUUACACGGGGGUGUGGGAGGGAGGAUGUUUGA